UUCGCGUUUCGAUCAAUACAAGAGAAUACACAUGUUCGGCGAUAACUGUUAUAAAUUUAACGAAACUCUUUUGAGGUUUCUAGGGGUAUGGCCUUAUGGAAGAACACAGUGUGAACGUUUUCGUGCAAUAUGCAUCUGUAUAUUACUUAUAUCUCACGUGAUUGCAGAGUUUGGGCAACUUAUUAUAGCUGACUAUAGUGUAAAUACCAUUAUCACGAUUUUGUCGGAUGCUUUUCAAGCUUUUUUGGAACUUGUAGUCUUUAGCGCACUUUUCUUCAAUACUAAGGAAUUAAAACGUAUGCUGGAAGAAGUUAUUAAUCAUCGGCAAAUGUUGAUAGAUUCACAGGAAAUUAAAAUACUAGAAUAUUACGUUCACCAAGGAGAAAAAUUUGUAGUUACUGUGAUAUGGUUGCUAAUGUUCCUAGCACUUACAUUCGUAAUAAUCGGAGUGCUGCCGGAUAUUUUCGAUUUUCUUCGACCAUUAAAUGAAUCACGUACACACAAUUUAUUAUUCAUGAAGGAGUACCAAAUAAAUAUCGGAAUACAGUAUUAUUUUUUUUUCUAUUACACUCUUAUCAGUCAUGUCAUUGGUACACUGGCGUCAACAGCCUUUAUUUCGAUCUCACUAUCGAUAACUUUACAUUGUUGCGCAAUAUUAAAAAUUUGUAGUUAUCAAACAGAAAACUUUGUGGACAAUAAGAUAAUAGCGUGCUCCAACAAAAGAAACGAAAUCGUCGGAAAAAUAAUUAGAAUAGUAGAACUUCAUCAAAAAGCAAAAAAGCUUUGUAAAAAGAUUAUGACAAGUUUUACCGUAUUUCUUCUUGUUCUGAUAGUGAUAGGCAUUUGUAGUUUUGCUAUGAAUUUAUAUAGAGUGAUGAACGCAAUAAAACGCAUACAUGAUACGGUUGAAUUUCUACUAGCGAUAUGUUUUUUUAUGGGAUAUGAAGUAUUUCUUUUAACCUCGUCUUUUAUGGGACAAAUAGUAAUAAACCAUGCUGACGAGUUAUUUAAUGCACCAUACAUGUCGUUUUGGUACAAAGCACCUGUAACAAUACAGAAAUCGUUAUUGUUUAUAAUGCAAGUCUCCUCAAAGCAAAUGGCGAUGAAUAUUGGCGGUAUAUAUGCUAUAACAAUGGAAUCUUUUACCUCGAUCACGAGCACGGCAAUAUCCUUCAUGACGGUAUUUUACUCCUUACAGUAGUUCCAUGAUUUAACGCAGAAGAAGUAACUUAUAUUCGUAGUAAUUGUAAACGCAUGAAAAAAAAUUUCUAUAGAAAAAUAAAGUAGGAAGAUAUAAUUU
Solenopsis invicta (red fire ant) is the source of this 1300-nucleotide messenger RNA. RefSeq lists its product as uncharacterized. The record is from RefSeq and is a predicted model, not a curated record. Gene Ontology annotation, molecular function: olfactory receptor activity; odorant binding. Gene Ontology annotation, biological process: sensory perception of smell; detection of chemical stimulus involved in sensory perception of smell. NCBI's taxonomy places the organism in Eukaryota, Metazoa, Arthropoda, Insecta, Hymenoptera, Formicidae. Bases 32 to 1201 code for a protein of 389 amino acids. Gene Ontology annotation, cellular component: plasma membrane. The transcript is spliced from 9 exons.